Molecule: messenger RNA, 1049 nt
Organism: Acanthoscelides obtectus
Lineage: Eukaryota; Metazoa; Arthropoda; Insecta; Coleoptera; Chrysomelidae
Source: the annotation of a GenBank genome assembly
GUACCUUCUAGUGCAGUCUUGCUCUCCUUUAAUUUAAUCAGUCACUCAGUACAAUAUUUAUUAUAUGACAAACAUGAUUAUGAACCUUGUGAGUUGCAUAUUGGAUAUGUUAGUUAUCUAUGAAAAUACAAUGUAAAAAUAUGUUUACUUGGAUGAUCUAUAAAUGCCUACGUCUAUCGAAUAUACUUACUUUUUCAAUUGUAACGUGCGACUGUGCGAGAACCAAAAUGAAAUUACUGUUGGUUGCAAAUGUUAUCUCCGCCUUUGCUCUACAAGCCUAUGCUGGCGUAAUUGUCAACGAUCAUCUGGGAAGUAACUUAGUGUCAUGCAAGGAUCCAGCUGCACCUGGAAACUUGCAAGUGGAGACGGCGAUUCAUGAAGAACCCCAUUUCCUUCACACUGUAGAGAAGACUAUCACCCUUCCUGAGUCUGGUUUCUUUACGAAAGCCAUAACUUGCAUUUUGGUUGAAGAUUUGAAAACAGAUGGUAGUGGUGGUAUUGUGUCGAUCACUGAAGGUGGUUUGAAUCAAUUCCGUGUCAGUUUACACUUUGUGUCAAAGUGGGGAAAGGGGCUUGACUACAGAAUACAAAUAUACACGCAUGUUUAAAUAAACUCUGUUAUAUGUAUAUGAUUAUUUAUUUUUAAUUUGCUGCCCACCUCGUGAUGGAAAUACGUAAACGGAGUAAAGGAUUUUUAAGCAAACAUUUAUUAAGCCGUUAAUAAACCCAACUACGAAUUUAGAGAUAUUUUUUUCCGAUUUUCCGAAAUAUUUGAAUGUCGUUUUAUAUCUCUCUCUUAUACGUUCCUUAGUAUCAACAAGUUUCUAAUUAAGAGCAUGUUUCCCUAUUACUGUCAAGACAGAACAGGCCUUUAUUUGGAAACUUCGUUCAUGGUAAGAAGUAUAAAACGGCACAUGUCCAAUCAUAAAAAAAUAAUUUUUAUUUUUUAGUUUUUUGAGACUUCAUAGAACUCCUUCCCUUUUUCUAUCAUAUACUAAGUGACAUAUAAAUCCGAACACCCAGUUUAAAUGGUGUUAUUUUAAUAAAAU